Molecule: messenger RNA, 2337 nt
Organism: Vespula pensylvanica (western yellowjacket)
Lineage: Eukaryota; Metazoa; Arthropoda; Insecta; Hymenoptera; Vespidae
Product: BUD13 homolog
Exons: 6
Coding region: 25-1785 (586 amino acids)
Biological process (GO): mRNA splicing, via spliceosome
Cellular component (GO): U2-type spliceosomal complex; RES complex
Molecular function (GO): RNA binding
Source: RefSeq, a predicted model, not a curated record
UAAAUUUGUAAAAGCUAAUUUAUCAUGGAUAAGUCUAUAAGUCAAAAAGAAUAUUUAAAGAAGUAUUUAUCUUCUGGAAAUGAAAAAGAAAAAAAGAAGAAAAAGAAACUCAAAGUUGGUCAAAAAACAGUAAAAAUCAUAGAUGAUGACAUAGACCUCAAGAAGCUCAGACCAAUCGAAGAUGGUGAAUUUGACAUAUUCAUCAAUGGAGAGGAUGCACCUCAAAUAGCAGGAAUAAUUGACGAACGCGGGCCAGUUGAUUUCUCCGACAAGAGAAAGUGGAAAAUUAUAGCCGAUAACGAAGAUGGAGAAUUGCGGUUUAAAAGUAGCGAGAGAGAACAACAGCACGAAUCUGCUGUAUCGUCUAAAAAGGAAGGAGAAAUUAAAAGACGUAAAAAAGUCUAUGACUCGGAUUUGAGUCCACUUAGAAAAAGUAAAACGAAUGAAGAUUCGGACGAUAGUAUACCAAGGAGAAGUAAACAGAAUAAUCGAUCAGAGUUUAAACAUUCUAAGAAAACUAAGCAUGAUUAUGAUUCGGAUUUGAGUCCACCUAGAAGAAGUAAAAAAGGCGAUGAUUCGGAUUUGAGUCCACCUAGAAAAAGCAAAAAGGGCAAUGAUUCGGAUUUGAGUCCACCUAGAAAAAGCAAAAAGGGCAAUGAUUCGGAUUUGAGUCCGCCUAGAAGAAGCAAAAAAGGCGAUGAUUCGGAUUUGAGUCCGCCUAGAAGAAGCAAAAAAGGCGAUGAUUCGGAUUUGAGUCCGCCUAGAAAAAAUAAGAAGGACGAUGAUUCGGAUUUAAGUCCACCUAGAAAAAGUAGAAAGGACGAAGAUUCUGAUUUGAGUCCACCUAGAAAAAAUAAAAGACAGCAUGAUUCCAAAAGUAAACAAUUUAGAGAUUUAUCUAAAUCUCAUAAAAAAUACAGUAAAAAGGGUUCAAGUUCUUUUCAUAAAUAUAAGGAUUAUGACAGUGAUCAAAGUCCACCUAGGCAAUCAAAACAUGAAAGACAUUCUUCAGAAAAGAUUAAAAAGAAUAGAUGGAAAAAUCAUGAUAGUCAUUAUAAACAUCACACAAAAUAUAGUAAUUCUCGACAAAAAGAAAAUUCCUCAAAAUGGGAUGAUCAAACUGAUAGAAGUGAGUCGACCAAUCGUGAAAAUUCACACGACACAAAAAUGAAGAAAACUUUAAGCGGUAAGAGUGCUGGUUUGCAGGAUGCAAAAUCAUUACGCGAAGAAUCAGAGGCUUUCAAAAAACGUGAGGCUGAAAUGUUUAAUAAGUUAAGUAAAGAAAUCACUGGUGCUGGUCAAAAGGCAAUUUUACGAGAUUCUAAAACUGGAAGAAGACGUAAUUUAGAAGCUGAAGCGGCUGUAGAACGUGAAAAACAAAAGCGUCAAGAAGAAUUGAAUGAAAAAUAUGAAAAAUGGGGUAAAGGAUUGAAACAAGUAGAAGAUAAAGAAGAAAAAUUAAAGAAUUAUCUUCAUGAAAUAAGCAAACCAUUGGCAAGAUAUGCAGAUGAUGCUGAUUUAGACAAAGCACUUAGGGAACAAGAAAAAGAAGGUGAUCCAAUGUUAGAAUAUAUUAGGAAGAAAAAAAUAAAAGAAGGAAAAAUAAAACCUGAUGAACUACGAUAUCAGGGAUCUUUCAUGCCUAAUCGUUUUGGUAUUAAACCUGGUCAUCGUUGGGACGGAGUCGAUAGAAGCAACGGCUACGAAAAGAAGUGGUUCGAAGCACAGAAUGCAAAAACAGCAUUGCAAGAGGAAGCAUAUAAAUGGAGUACAGCUGAUAUGUAAUAUAUAUAUUCUAUAUAUUUUUUAGAAAUCAAAACUUUCCUUGUUAUAGUUUCAAGAUUAUUUCAGAUGAUAAUUUUCAAACGAUAUUGAUAAAAUGUAUAUUAUUCUUUAAUAUCGGGUUCUAUAUGCAUUCUAAAGAUAUAGAACAUGAUUUGAAGAAAAAAUUAAUUAAAUGAACAGAGAAAAACAUAUAAUUAUAUUUUAUAAUGAAAGCUCUAUGUAACAUAGGUUCCUUCUUCGUUCAACCAUUGCUCGAAUUGCCAUAAGUUCGUUUUUAUCCAUUUGAUAUUAUUUUCGAUAUCUUCAAUCACAUUUUUUUUCAUAUUUGCAUUUGGGCCAGUAUUUGAAUAUUUAUUGAAGAAAUCUUUUACCUGCGAAAUCAACGUAUAAAAAUAAAAAUCGAUCGAAUUUUUAUUCAAACGAAAUACCUCCUUCAAUUUUUCUUCGUCUUUGAAUAAAGAGAUAGCUGCUCCGAUAGCUGCGUCCACAGCGUGAUCGUUUAAUGCAAAUUUCUCGAUUAAAUUUUCCCAAUGAUUUCUAUAUACGAUGUAU